AUGAAGUCCUACAUCAGCCUCCUGCUGAGCUUCGGCGCUCUUGCAGCUGCCGCCCCGCAAGUCACUCUCACUCCCUUGAGCGGGCCAAUCCCUCCUGUCCGAAGUUCAGAAGUGACUGGUCCGACCUCGCAUGGACCAUACUCUGGUACACCGACAGUCACUGGUGCCUUGACUGCUCCUGCGGUCGCGCAGUCUAUUGCGCCUGGGCCCCCUAACCCAGUCACCUAUACCAACAACAACGGUCUGCUUCAAGCUGGCUACGAACCGAUCCCAUACCAGCCAGCAGGUGGCGCCGGUACCAACGGAAGCCUCCCCUACUAUCACCCAUUGUCGGACUUCGACUACGAGUCUCUUACCCUUGCUCUCUACCAGGAAUGGAUUGAACUGGAUCUUUUCCACAACGGUUUGGCACGCUUCCCUGCCUCAGAGUGGGAAGCUGCUGGCCUCACCGCUGAGGAUCGCUUUUUGAUCGAGUUCAUGGCAGACCAGGAAGUUGGCCAUGCUACUCUAUUGAGCAACAUCUUGGGCGCAGCGGCCCCUGCUCAGUGCACGUACAACUACCCAUUCUCCACUGUCCGAGAGUUUCUCGACUUCUGCCAGAAGCUCACUCGAUUCGGUGAAUCCGGUGUCUAUGGCUUCCUCGGCCACCUGGAUUCUCGCGAGUCAGCCACUCUGCUCCUGCAGUCCAUCACCACUGAAGCUCGUCAACAAUUUGCCUUCCGCCAGAUGACCGGCCUCUUCCCCAUGCCCGUCUGGUUUGAAGUCGGAGUUCCUCAGUCUUGGGCCUGGACUCUUCUGGCUCCUUACAUCUCGAGCUGCCCCGCCAACAACACCCGACUCGCAUGGCAAAACUUCCCAGCAUUGAGCAUCUUGAACCAGCCCAACAGCUUCAAGAUCAACCCUAACUUGGGACCUCCAUCCAACACCACCGGCUCCAACCCAAGCAACGAUACUGGUAUCGCUCAGAGCAAUGCAUGCUUUAGCUCCAAAAACGCCGCCACAGAUUGCGGUCCUGCCAUCAGCCAAAACAAGUCGAUUCCUCUGUCGUACCCCGGACGUCCUGUCCGCCUCUCAUGGGGCAAUGUCGGCGAGCCUGUCGGCCCCAACAACAGCUACGUCACUUCUCGUUCACCUUUGGCCGACGCUCCUCGUUACGCCAUGUUCGUGUCGCAGCUGAACGCCACCUACGUGCCUCUCACCAACAUCAGCGGCAACACUGCAGCUUGUAUUCAACCCAACAUGAGCACCUUCGCAGGUGACCCAGCUGUCAAUGGAACCAUGUUCUUGGCUAUCACCUCGCAAAACCCAUACGUUACUCCAUUCAACCUCAGCAUGGUCAACCCGUAUGUCUACGCCGGACCAGCUCUCUACCAGGCCGGUUAA
Molecule: messenger RNA, 1383 nt
Organism: Exophiala xenobiotica
Lineage: Eukaryota; Fungi; Ascomycota; Eurotiomycetes; Chaetothyriales; Herpotrichiellaceae
Exons: 4
Coding region: 1-1383 (460 amino acids)
Source: RefSeq, a predicted model, not a curated record